Molecule: messenger RNA, 2316 nt
Organism: Maudiozyma saulgeensis
Lineage: Eukaryota; Fungi; Ascomycota; Saccharomycetes; Saccharomycetales; Saccharomycetaceae
Source: the annotation of a GenBank genome assembly
AUGGCAUCAAAGAGAAGACUAUCUGAAGAAGGACACGUUUGCCCGGACCCUGUCAAAACAUCUGUUCCAGAACAAGCAGCCGAAGUUGCUGAAGAAUUGACUAAAAUUCAUCCAAUUCGUGAAGAAUCUCCAUUGGUUCAUCAUGAUGCAGGUGAAUUUAACGGUUUGGUUCGUCACAAAACUACUGCUGAACAAGCUGAAAAAUUAGAAGAUAAUACAGUGAAUCCAUUCACAGGUAAAAAUUUUAGUUCUAAAUAUUUUGAGAUUCUAAAAGUUAGACGUGAUUUACCUGUUCACGCUCAACGUGCUGAGUUUUUAAGAAUAUACCAAGAGAAUCAGAUCAUGGUCUUUGUCGGUGAAACUGGUUCUGGUAAGACUACUCAGAUUCCACAAUUUGUAUUAUUUGAUGAGAUGCCUCAUUUGGAAAACACACAAGUGGCAUGUACCCAACCUCGUAGGGUCGCCGCUAUGAGUGUUGCUCAAAGAGUUGCUGAAGAAAUGGAUGUUAAAUUAGGUGAAGAAGUCGGUUAUUCUAUUAGAUUUGAAAAUAAAACAUCUAACAAGACUAUACUGAAAUACAUGACAGAUGGUAUGUUACUAAGAGAAGCCAUGGAAGAUCAUGAUUUAUCUCGUUAUUCAUGUAUUGUUCUGGAUGAAGCGCAUGAACGUACUUUAGCUACUGAUAUUUUAAUGGGUCUAUUGAAACAAGUUGUUGUUAGAAGACCAGAUUUGAAAUUGAUUAUCAUGUCUGCUACUUUGGAUGCCGAGAAAUUCCAACGCUACUUCUGUGAUGCACCAUUAUUAGCAGUACCAGGUAGAACAUUCCCAGUUGAAUUGUACUACACUCCAGAAUUCCAAAGAGAUUAUUUAGAUUCUGCUAUUAGAACCGUUUUACAAAUCCAUGCUACAGAAGACGCAGGUGAUAUUCUAUUGUUUUUGACCGGUGAGGAUGAAAUUGAAGAAGCUGUAAGAAAGAUUUCUUUGGAGGCAGAUCAAUUAGUUAGAGAAGAAGGUUGUGGUCCAAUGUCUGUAUACCCAUUAUAUGGUUCCUUACCUCCACAUCAACAACAACGUAUCUUUGAACCUGCUCCUGAAUCCCAUAAUGGUAGACCAGGUAGAAAAGUUGUCAUUUCAACUAAUAUUGCUGAAACUUCCUUGACCAUUGACGGUAUUGUAUAUGUUGUGGAUCCAGGUUUCUCAAAACAAAAAGUUUAUAACCCAAGAAUUAGAGUGGAAUCCUUAUUGGUAUCCCCAAUUUCCAAAGCAUCUGCUCAACAAAGAGCUGGUAGAGCUGGUCGUACUAGACCAGGUAAAUGUUUCAGAUUAUAUACUGAAGAAGCCUUCCAAAAGGAAUUGAUUGAACAAAGUUAUCCAGAAAUUUUACGUUCCAAUUUGUCUUCUACAGUUUUAGAAUUGAAAAAGCUUGGUGUCGAUGACUUGGUUCAUUUUGACUUCAUGGAUCCACCUGCCCCAGAGACAAUGAUGAGAGCUCUUGAGGAAUUAAAUUAUUUGGCUUGUCUAGAUAAUGAUGGUAAUUUAACCGCAUUGGGGCGUCUUGCCUCUCAAUUCCCACUGGACCCUAUGUUGGCUGUCAUGUUGAUUGGUUCUUUCGAGUUCCAUUGUUCUCAAGAGAUUUUGACCAUUGUUGCUAUGUUAUCUGUGCCGAAUGUAUUUAUCCGUCCACCAAAGGACAAGAAGCGUUCUGAUUCCUUCAAGAAUAUUUUUGCUCAUCCAGACGGUGAUCAUAUCACAUUAUUAAAUGUGUAUCAUGCUUUCAAAUCGGAUGAAGCCUAUGAGUACGGUAUUCAUAAAUGGUGUCGUGAUCAUUUCUUGAAUUAUAGAUCGUUGGCAUCCGCUGAUAAUAUUCGUGCCCAAUUAGAAAGAUUAAUGACUCGUCAUAAUUUGGAAUUGAAUACUACAGAUUAUGAAAGUCCCAAAUAUUUCGAUAAUAUUAGGAAAGCCCUUGCCUCUGGGUUUUUCAUGCAAGUUGCUAAGAAGAGAUCUAGUGGUAAAGGUUACAUCACAGUAAAGGAUAAUCAAGAUGUUCUAUUGCAUCCAAGUACUGUCUUAGGCCACGAUUCUGAAUGGGUUGUCUACAAUGAAUUCGUAUUAACUUCGAAAAACUAUAUCAGAACAGUAACUUCCGUUAGACCUGAAUGGUUGAUAGAAUUAGCUCCAGCUUACUAUGACUUGGAUAACUUCCAAAAGGGUGACGUUAAGAUGUCUCUAGAGAGAAUCCAAGAAAAAGUUAAUAGAGCUAAAGAACUAAACGAUGUCAGAAAGGAUAAGAAACAUAAACACAAAAGCAAACAUUAG